Molecule: messenger RNA, 1162 nt
Organism: Mercurialis annua (annual mercury)
Lineage: Eukaryota; Viridiplantae; Streptophyta; Magnoliopsida; Malpighiales; Euphorbiaceae
Product: endochitinase-like
Exons: 3
Coding region: 30-995 (321 amino acids)
Biological process (GO): defense response to fungus; cell wall macromolecule catabolic process; carbohydrate metabolic process
Molecular function (GO): chitinase activity; chitin binding
Source: RefSeq, a predicted model, not a curated record
UUAUUCUCACAAAACACAAAAAAAUAAUCAUGAAUCUUAACACUCCUUUCAUCCUCUUGGCUUUACUAGCUUUAUUCUUGCUAGACACAUCAUCAGCAGAACAGUGUGGAAGACAAGCUGGGAAUGCAGCAUGUCCAAAUGGACUAUGUUGUAGCCAGUAUGGGUGGUGUGGCUCAACAUCUGACUACUGCGGUUCUGGCAAAUGCCAGAGCCAGUGCCCCGGUAGCGCGGCACCGUUUAACCCUAAUCCUGGCAGUGGUGGUGGCAGUGGAGUUGGUAGCAUCAUUACUGCACCUAUUUUCGAUCAACUGUUGAAGUAUCGCAACGAUGGGAGGUGCCAUGCUAUUGGGUUCUAUAGUUACAAUGCUUUUAUUUCUGCUGCCAAUUCAUUUGGUGGAUUCGGUACUUCGGGUGAUCUGAAUACCCGUAAGAGGGAACUUGCUGCUUUCUUGGCUCAAACUUCACAUGAGACCUCAGGAGGGUGGGCAGAAGCACCAGAUGGAGCAUAUGCAUGGGGAUAUUGCUUCGUUAGGGAAAAUAAUCGGCAAACUUAUUGUUCGUCAAAUCAAUGGCCAUGUCCUGCUGGUAGGCAAUACUAUGGCCGAGGACCAAUUCAGCUCACUCACAACUACAACUACGGUCAAGCAGGCAAGGCAAUUAGAGCAGAUUUGAUAAACAAUCCAGAUCUAGUGGCAACUAAUGCAGUAAUAUCAUUCAAGACAGCAAUGUGGUUUUGGAUGACCCCACAGGCAAACAAGCCAUCAAGCCACAACGUUAUCAUCGGCCAAUGGACUCCGUCUGGUGCCGAUAGAGCAGCUAAUAGGGUGCCAGGCUAUGGAGUGAUCACCAACAUAAUCAACGGCGGGCUCGAGUGUGGACGGGGUUCUAAUAACUAUGUUGCUAGCAGAAUUGGGUUUUACAGGAGAUAUUGUGACAUUUUGGGAGUCAGCUAUGGCAACAACUUAGAUUGCUAUAAUCAAAGGCCUUUUGCUUAGAAGCAAUUUUACUAUAUAAAGACUAUGUAAUAAAAAUAUGUCAAUAACCCAUUAGAAAUGGGGUGAGCGCUAUAGCGUUCGCAGUAGAUUUUGAGGUCGAGUCUCAAUAUCCUUACUACUUUAAUAAAUAAUAAUAAUGUUGUUAAUACAUUGAUUAACUAAAGCUA